Neurospora tetrasperma FGSC 2508 is the source of this 1166-nucleotide messenger RNA. RefSeq names its product NADH-ubiquinone oxidoreductase 21 kDa subunit, mitochondrial. Bases 231 to 887 code for a protein of 218 amino acids. NCBI's taxonomy places the organism in Eukaryota, Fungi, Ascomycota, Sordariomycetes, Sordariales, Sordariaceae. Gene Ontology annotation, biological process: electron transport chain. The record is from RefSeq and is a predicted model, not a curated record. The transcript has 3 exons.
GCAGUAAAGCCAAGGUGGUCAGUGCUUAGGUCUCCCCGACUUCCCUACCUACCUCUCGGUUGCUUGACUGGGAUAUCGUCAGUUCCGAGUCCGUCACAAUCAAUCAAUCAAUUGCGGCUCCUCUUUUCGCGGUGGGAAUUGGACGACAAGCUCCCUCCCCGAAUCCACCGUGUACUCCUCUUCCGACUCCAUCGAUACCGACGCUCGGUAUAGUUGAUAAAUCCCACGAUAUGUCUGCGCUACGAAUCACCACCGCCUCGGCGGCGCGCAUGUUGCGCACUUCGAAUGCCGUGAUGCCUUCUGUCAUGGGUGCUGCUCAGCGUCGAGCACUCAGCGACUCUGCCGAACCCGCCCGCGUGCCCUCUGUCGAGUCCGCCCGCGUACCCGAGAAGCUUGCAAAGGAGGACUCGCCUCUGGCCACGCCCAAGCGGAACUCGCCCGAUUACAAUGUUCCCAUUGACAAAGCCACUUCCACCUGGACCCCAGUCCCCAAACACAUCCAGAAUGGUUCCGAGGAAGGCAUCCUCCCAGCCGCCGUCGUCUCGGGCGCUCCCAUGGAAUUGCAAGCCCGCACUGUUCGCAUCUUCCUCCCCUCCAAACCCGCCACCCAAUCCUCCAACAGCCGCGUCCUCUGGCGCAUGGACUGGGACGUGCUCGAAAAGGGCCACCGCUGGGAAAACGAGCUGAUGGGCUGGCAAUCGUCGGGCGACUUUGUGCAGGGCACGCACCUGACCUUCCGCACCAAGGAGGAGGCCAUUCAGUUUGCCGAGAAGCAAGGGUACGAGUACUUUGUGCAGGAGCCGAACCAGCGCCACUUUACGCCCAAGGCGUACGCCAACAACUUUUUGUAUAGCCCCAAGAAGUUGAAGAUUGUCAGGACCAAGUAGAUGUCCUGGCAGAGGAAGGGUUGGUUGGUGUUCUACGGAAAGGGAGGGGAACGUUGAGAGAGAGGGUACAGGAAAAGAGGGAUCAACUGGACCUCUGUGAAGAAUUGCUACAGGUACCGACCAACCAACAACAACAACAAAGAAGAAAGAGGGAAGAACGGAAACCUCUCUGAGACAGACAGUCUUCGAUAAAUAUGGGAACCACGGAACCAUAAGAGAGAAAUGAAACCUAGAGCAAGCACUUCGUUUUUGCAACAUGAUAUAUUCUUUUCCUUCAUA